Mustela lutreola (European mink) is the source of this 2086-nucleotide messenger RNA. RefSeq names its product cannabinoid receptor 2 (gene CNR2). NCBI's taxonomy places the organism in Eukaryota, Metazoa, Chordata, Mammalia, Carnivora, Mustelidae. Gene Ontology annotation, biological process: cannabinoid signaling pathway. Gene Ontology annotation, cellular component: membrane. The transcript has 3 exons. The record is from RefSeq and is a predicted model, not a curated record. Gene Ontology annotation, molecular function: cannabinoid receptor activity. Bases 519 to 1601 code for a protein of 360 amino acids.
UGCCGUACCUCCAUUUUGCAGAAGAAGAAACUAAGGUUUAGGAAGAUUGAGUGAAUUGCUCAAGGUCCUAACAGCUACGUUGGAUUAGAGGACUCCAGGGCCUAUACCUAUGCCCCACCCUGACCAGGGUUCCUUGUGAGAAAUAGCUCAAUUACAGGGACAAAAAAGCUGUGGCACCGGGGACCCAGAGGGGAAGUGGUGACGAGGACGGAAGGCCAGACCUCCUCAUGCUCACUCAUCUGUGAGAAAGAGUAAACGCGAGAGAAAGCCAACUUGGGUGGCUGAGAACAGGAGCUCUGACUGGGACCCAGGGCAGCUCCCAGACACACCACCACCAGGACUCCUCAGUGCCCGGCGGGGCCUGGAAACUCAGCCACAGACCACAGUCAGUGGCCAGACCAGACCUGGGUGAAGCUCAGCAUGCCGGCAGCCACCACACCGGCCUCGCUCUUCUAGGCUGGACUCUGCGUGGGCAAAGGCUUCUUGACAAGCCCAGCAGGAGCCAAGGGACCCACCUCAUGGAGAGACGCUGGGUGAUGGAGGCAGCCAAUGGCUGUAAGGAUGGCUUGGAUUUAGACCCCAUGAAAGAGUACAUGGUCCUGAACAGUUCCCAAAGGAUAGCUGUUGCCGUGCUGUGCACCUCUCUUGCCCUGCUAAGUGCCCUGGAGAACCUGGCUGUGCUCUGCCUGAUCCUGUCCUCCCACCGGCUCCGCAGGAAGCCCUCAUACCUGUUCAUCAGCAGCUUGGCGGUGGCUGACUUCCUUGCCAGUGUGAUCUUUGCUUGCAACUUUGUGGAGUUCCAUGUCUUCCAUGACAUGGAUUCCAAGGCUGUCUUCCUACUGAAGAUUGGCAGCGUGACUAUGAACUUCACAGCCUCUGUGGGCAGUCUACUACUGACUGCCAUUGACCGCUACCUCUGUCUGUGCCAUCCACCUACAUACAAAAUCCUACUCACCCGUGGGAGGGCACUGGCAACCUUGGGCAUCAUGUGGGUCCUCUCAGCAUUGGUCUCCUACCUGCCCCUUAUGGGAUGGACUUGCUGCCCCAGUCCCUGCUCUGAGCUAUUCCCCCUGAUCCCCAAUGACUAUCUGCUGGGCUGGCUCCUGUUCAUUGCUUUCCUCUUCUCUGGCAUCAUCUACACAUAUGGGCAUGUCCUCUGGAAAGCCCAUCAGCAUGUAGCCAGCUUGGCUGAACACCAGGACAGGCAGAUGCCAGGAAUGGUGCGAAUGAGGCUUGAUGUGAGGUUGGCCAAGACCCUGGGGGUGGUGCUGGCCGUGCUUUUCAUAUGCUGGCUCCCAGUACUGGCCCUCAUGGUCUACAGUCUGACCACCACCCUAAGCGACCAGGUCAAGAAGGUCUUUGCCUUCUUCUCCUUGCUCUGCCUUGUCAACUCCAUGAUCAACCCCAUCAUCUAUGCCCUGCGGAGUGGGGAGAUCCGCUCUUCUGCCCACCACUGGCUGGCCCACUGGAGGAAACAUCUGAGGAGACUCGGACUUGAAGGAAACAAAGAAGUCCCAAGGUCCUCAGUCACUGAGACAGAGGCUGAUGUGAAAAUCACCCCGUGGUCUGAUUCUAGAGGACUAAACUGCUCUGAAUGCUGAUGAGUUUUCACAGUUUUAAACAAGCUGAAUCAGAGUCAUUUCACUCCCUGGAGGAGCAGCCUUGACUCUAUUGUCUUACUUGAUCCAGGCCCCAGAGGCUUGCACACUUACCCCUUUUCGCUGAUGACUGAUGGCAUUGACCCUGGCAGGUAACCUGGCCAUACCUGUUUGCAUGCAGACUGUUGAAUACCUAAGCCCUGUGAGGAGUGGCAAAGUGGGCAAAAGGCUUGAGGAGGCUCAGUGCACGUUCAGGUUAGGAGAACCUCCCCUAACAAGAGGGCUUAGAGCUUGCAUCCUCCAGAGAGCGCGGGAGCCAGAUGGAGCCUUCAGGCUCAGCAAUGAGGGACUCAGAGGACAUCUGAAAAGAUGAAUGGAUUAUUUUCCCAGGAUCUCAAGAUGUCAAAUGGGAUGGCUGGCCAACCCUGUUCUUGCUUGAUUGUUGGGACUUCCUUGGUUCUAAGGCUAUAAAAGACCCCACUCUCUGG